UGUCACGACUACUACAAUACGUGGAUUUGGCUGACCCAUGCUAAAGACCUACGACGUUGUUUGGCCAGUACCUAUCUCAGCAGCGGUGAUGCGCAGAGAAGCAUAAAGGGCGCAAGGAGGCGGCCGUGCAACACUUCCGUUUGGCAAGGCAUUCUGUUCUUCUCCAUCUAACUUCCUAGGUUCGACUUGUUCCGGCCAAUCCUUAGUCCGUUUUCCUUAGCAGCAGUGCUGGCACUGCUAAUCCUACCCGGUAUCAUCUCACUUUGAUGAGCUCUAGUCUUUAUUAAUUCCUUGCAAUCACCGUCUACAUUUUAGCCAGGUCCGGCUAGGUACUUCGCACACUCCACAAUGAGCAGCCAAGAACUCAGCGUUAGACAAAUCAAUGGCAGGGAUAACGACCCUUAUUACAAAAUAUGUUGGGAUAGAAAGUUGGGCGAAGGAGGCUUCGGCGCUGUUUACGAGGCGAAAACGAUAACAAGCACGUCGAAGUCUAGGACGCUGGCCUGCAAGGUUGUCAAACUCUCUAACGACCAAAACAAGUUUAUGUACCAGGCGCGUGAGCUCAAGAUAUGGUACAAGGCAUGCCGGAACGCACAGCACGUGGCCCAAUUCUACGAUGCCGCGCUCAACCGACGGAACGGUGAAGCAUACAUCUACAUGGAACUACUUGCGGGCGGCGACACUUGGAAGUUAUCCGACAGAAUUCAAGCCAAGCGCGAUUUCAUACAUCCGACCCUCCUUUCCAUUAUAGCCUACCAGGCGGCCUAUGGGCUCUAUGAGAUCCACGCAAAGGACAUUCAGCAUCGCGACCUCAAGCCAGACAACCUCCUCAUGACUAGGAAGAUCACAGCAGAGAUGAACAGAGCGUUGUGGGACUUGGAGAAGGAUGGGCGUCCCAAGGAUAACUACCGCGGCGAUUUAAAGGCGGUAUGGAACAUUCUGCACGAAUCGCGGCUGGUAGUGCUGACCGACUUCGGCCUGGCGCGCGACCAUACGGCCACAAGUCAGGGAAGGAUGACCGUGGUCGGCGGCGGGUUCAGCUCCGCCUGGAAUGCGCCCGAGGUUUUGGACGGCAACAACAAACAGACGCAGUACGCUGAUGUCUUUAGCUUUGGUAUGAUUAUCUACAUCCUGGCUUCCUUCCACUUGCCCCAGCACGUUGCCGAGCGGGGAAACCUUCCCAAGGUAUAUUCUGCUUCUCUUCAGACAGUGUACCGAUGGUGUACCGAUGACACGCCUGAAAAGCGCCCGAUCGCAUGGACAGCCAUGAAUGAGCUGAAAUCGAUCAAGAAUGCCGAACUGGCCAGGAUCUCCAAAUUAUAUAACAAUUGGGAGCAGUCUGAGAGACAGGCAGCGGCGGCGAGCAGCAGCACCAGGCCAGCAGCAGGAUCGAGCAGGCCUGCCGGGAACGGGACUGCGUGUGUGCCGCAAGCUCAGGGAGGAGGCGGAGGAGGACGGACUGCCGAGCACCAGCGGCUGCUCGAUGCGGAGUUGGCGCGGAUGGCGUAUGAGAGGGAGCAGUCGGAGCAGAUGAAGCAGAAAGCGCGCCUGAAGGCCAGGCUAGAGGGUCACGGUGGCGGUGGCGGUGGCGGUGGCAGCGGCAGCGGUACUGGUGGCGUCACGCAGGCCAUGGGCCAAUUGCGCGUGGGAGACGGUGGCCGACACCGGGACGCGGGCCACACGCCCUACCAUGGUGGUGGUACCUCGCAGCCACAAAGCCCGAGAACCGCACAGGGCGUGCGGUAUGUUCGAGUGGAAGGGCAAGCACAGGGCGGAUCUUCUCAGACCGGCGGUGGGUCUGCUCGGACCGGCGGUGGGUCUUCAAGUCGCGUAAUUGUCACCGAGAGGACCGAGAGGAGGCGCUAGUCGUGCGUUGCCGCUUUGUUGCAGCAAAGGUUGUUAUUCCUAAACCCCGAGACAGGGGGCAGGGGAAGGAGAUGGAUUGGCCGGGGAUGGCUUUGUUGCUUAGCAGACUAGUGUCGGAGAGGGCUUGACGUGGGGAAGGAGGAAGGGACCGAAGGGUUGGAAGUAGGCAUUGCCAAGGGUGUCUACUAGUAGUCUGUUUGCAGGGGAUGCAAGACGAUGCAGGAAGCUAAC
Messenger RNA from Chaetomium strumarium, 2097 nucleotides. RefSeq names its product kinase-like domain-containing protein. Gene Ontology annotation, molecular function: protein serine/threonine kinase activity; ATP binding. Lineage: Eukaryota; Fungi; Ascomycota; Sordariomycetes; Sordariales; Chaetomiaceae. The coding region runs from base 349 to 1866 and encodes 505 amino acids. The transcript is spliced from 3 exons. The record is from RefSeq and is a predicted model, not a curated record. Gene Ontology annotation, biological process: protein phosphorylation.